This is a messenger RNA of Malaclemys terrapin pileata, 2974 nucleotides long. It is a transcript of the gene BOLA3, whose product is annotated as bolA family member 3. The record is from RefSeq and is a predicted model, not a curated record. The transcript has 4 exons. The coding region runs from base 87 to 410 and encodes 107 amino acids. NCBI's taxonomy places the organism in Eukaryota, Metazoa, Chordata, Testudines, Emydidae.
GCGAUCGAGCCCGGGCUCUCGGACUCUCCCUGUGGCCGGGCCCGGGCGGUGAGGACAGGCCCGCCCGCCCGCCGCCUCACCGGGACAUGGCCGCCGCCAUCAGCGCCGGCCUCCUGGGCCGCGGCCACAGGAUCCUUCUCCUGUGCCACACACGGAGAGCAUUUGCGUCGCAGACUGAUGGGGAAGCCAGGGUGGUGCAAGUCCUCAAAGAAAAAUUCCCUCGGGCUUCGGCCAUCAAAGUAGUGGAUAUAUCAGGAGGCUGUGGAGCAAUGUAUGAAAUUCAUAUAGAAUCUGAAGAAUUUAAAGAAAAGAGAACUGUCCAGCAACAUCAAAUGGUUAAUCAGGCACUAAGUGAAGAAAUUAAAGCAAUGCAUGGACUACGGAUAUUCACAUCUAUUCCAAAGCACUGAAGAUGAACCAGGCAGCAUUGUUAGAAACCUGUGUGGAGAUAGGACACCUAUGGGCAUGAGACAAAACAGGAAGUUUGUAUUAUGGACUUACCUUUAAAUCAAUAUUUAAUGGUGUUAAAACAAAGACUGUAAGUAUUUCAGAAGCUAUUUAAAGAGAGAUCCUAUUUCAUGUUUAUUUAAUUUUAACUUGUAGAUUGAUUUCUUAUCCUUUCAUAAAGUACCUGAUGCCAAAUCUUAGUUGGUUACUUUAUCAAAAAACUAAUCACUGUAAGUCAAGGAUGGAACUGGAAUGCCAUGGUUUGUGGAGCAUGUUGCAGAGGGAAGUAUUGGCUUCCAAAGUAUCUUUCAUUACUAACAUCUAGUGGAAAAGGACCCCAGCUGUGGUGAUUCUACAAAGAGAUCAUGAACAAAAAAUCCCAAAAUAAGAAUGUAUGUUUUUGCUGUCUACUUCACUAGUGUUCUGGUGUAGCUCAGAGGAAACCAGGGCAGUGAGGAAACUGCAGCUUACAAAGAAAUUACUUCAGAGGCUGUAUAGUCCCCUAGUCAAUGUGCCUUCUCAGUCAAUCAUCUUACUUCAAACAUGGCUUUGUAAGAGAAGCUUGCAGGAUAAUCCUGAGCUGUCUGGCACAGCUACUGAAUAUGAAAUUAAGACUGUUUCUUAAUAAAUGAAAGGCUUUAAGUUACAUUACUUCAGUGUGAUGUCCUUGAAAGGAUAAGGUGCUCUGGUUUCCUGUUGGGCAAAACUCAAGGCAUGAUGCUCUGAGUCUGAAUUAUGAGGAUCACCUUUUCUUCAUGGCAUCUGUGAAAGUGCUUGUUUUACUCAAACUCCUGUGAAGUGUGAAUGUUUCUUUGAUAAGGAUUGGCUAGUCAACUUUUAGUUGAGCAUGUCUGUGCCUUAAGUUCAAGCUUUCUCAUGCCAGAUUUAAUUGUACCUCAGCCAGUUAGUAGUUAGCUAUUAAAAUAAUAAGUUAUAUUAAAGUUUUAUUGCAUUAUAAGUAAUUGUCUAUUGAUAUUUCGGGGGUGGGCAGUGACUGAGGUGCUUGGUAAGCAUGGAGGAAUAGUAACUGGAGUUAGGUAAGCCAAAUCCUAGGACCUUGAUGCUGCUGCCUUUUUUUUUUUUAACAAUCCAUAUGGUAAGUAGAACACUGACUAGAGGAGCACUAAAGUACCCCUGCGUGGCCAUAUUUUAGAAGGCUGGAGUCCAACUUCUUCCUCUGCUACAGCCACCUGUUAUCAGAUAGGGAUGUAGAGGUGCAAAGUAUUGCAUCUACUGAAGGAUUUUCCUUACUGUUUAUGUUGCAACUGCUGCAAAACAUGCUGCUGGUUUAGUGGACAUUAACUGGCAAGAGAUCUCAAUUAUGCCCUACCUACCAAGACUGAGGUGUUGCACUAGAACCUCUCUACUUAACUGAUAGUUUGCAGGUGAGUGCUUCUUGAUUCAUGAAACAAACAUGACUAGAUACAUAAUGUGUCUUGGGAGCAUAAAUUCUGAAAUGCAUAAGAUGUCUAUUGUUUUAAGUAGCUAUUCUAACAUCUAAUAAUUUUAAUCAUCAUACACACUUCAGUUUGGAAGUGGUAUAGCCAUGCUGGCCCAGUAAUAUCUUAUCUUUUUUUACUGGACCAACUUCUGUUAAAAAUAUUACCUCACUCAGGUUGUUUCUAAUGAAAUUUUAGGGCCUACCUGGAUGAUUACUGCUGUGCAGGGUGCUGUCUCGUAAAGCUUCAUGGAAGUAGUGGUUGAGGAGAGCUGUAGCUAAUAGCGAGAAACUGGAAAUAUCUCAUUAGUUACUGCCCUAAAGUUAUUGAUGCAAAGAACUUGUUUAUAGGGGCUGUGAGGCUUUUUUUCUAUGCAACUUUCAUCAGAACUCUGGUGCCCACAUGUCUAUUGUUGCAGUCAUUACAUUUUGUUUGAUGAGCCUGAGGUAGGCCUACCUCAGACACCUCCUGCAACAAUUAUGAAAAAUAUCCUAUCAAAAACACUUCUAAGAGCCUCUACAGUGAUAGUUCAGCUCUUCUCCAGCAGUUUAAGUUUAUACAAUGGAAAAAAGUUUUCCAUUGUAGUAAAUACCAACUGAAGUACUUUGCACAUCUGUAGCACAUUUCCUGGGAGAACAGACACUGCUUCACAGGUAUUACCAACCCCGCUAUGAUCACUUUACAUAUUUGGGAAACAGAAAAGAUUAAGUUGCCCAAUCUCAUGCAGGAAGCAUAGGGUAAAGCCAGGACUAGAACUCUGCUAAAUCUUGUGCCUGUCCUUAAAAUGUGUUACUAGGAGCCAGCAGCAGACCGACAAACCUGCUGUAAACACAGUUCAAACAAUUUAAGUUUAAGUAGAGCAAAUUGCCUGUAGAUAGGGUCCUGGUUCUCCCACUCAGUGUUGCUGCAAUCAGAGGGGGAGUUUAUCAUUCAGAAGAGAAAACAACUUCAGUUGUAAGUUUCUAUAGCUGCAGGAAUUUCCAUUACUAUUUCCUUAAGCAAAUGCCUUUUGAAAAUUUUACCCUUUCCCUGAAAGUGACUUUUUUUUAGGGGGUUGAGGAAUAAAGCAUGAUCUAUUGUUUAAGGUG